This is a messenger RNA of Camelina sativa (false flax), 1099 nucleotides long. RefSeq lists its product as uncharacterized. The record is from RefSeq and is a predicted model, not a curated record. NCBI's taxonomy places the organism in Eukaryota, Viridiplantae, Streptophyta, Magnoliopsida, Brassicales, Brassicaceae.
UCCUUUGCGUUUUGGGCAAGUGUCACAUAUAUAUGUUCUAUAUUUCGUUGUACCAUAUAACGCGGAUUUUGUUCUCUAUAAUUUAUCAUCAACGCGAUUUAGAUUGCAGUCUAAACGACUAAAUGUAUACUAUUGCAAACAACAAAGAGUCGAUUCUUGGACAAAGUCAAGAAAUGAAUAUGACGUCUAAUGAGUUAUAUAAUGAGUUGAUUCUUUUUGUCAGAAACGAACUUCAUAUAUUACAAAAGACUGAGUGAAAUAUGAUUUGACAGUACAUUUAAAAGAUUUGACAAAAUACUGAAAAGUUGAUAACUUAAAAUUGGUUGUUUAGUGAGCUAUUAUACUAAUUUGAGAAACUGAGUUGAUACUUAAUUUAAGGCCGGUCCUAGCAGUAUGGCGCAUCGUAGGUUCGCAUGUUUUGGUAACAAAGGGGUUGUAUAUUGUCCUCUCAAGUCUGAACUCAUUUCUAUCUAUUUUUGAAAUGCAGAAACGAUUUUCCAAAAUGUCUAUGUAAAUAACGAUUUUACUGCAAAGAAAACGACAAUCUCGGGCAUUCAGAACCGCCAAGUAGAGAAACAAACAAGGAAAGAGAAGAAGAAGGAAAAACACAAAUGGAAGGGAAAGGGGAAGAAGCAAAGAGGAGAAUGAUGAUGAAGAUCAAGCUUAAGGGGACAGAAGACAUAAGCCAAGAAGACAUUAAAAGACAAGAAGCUUACAACAUGUCUCCACGUACAAGUGCUCGUGGUGGUGGUGGUGGUAGCUCAGUCGGUAUGAUCAAGUCAUCAAGCGUGAGGCAAAACUGUUUAUGCGCGCCAACGACACACCCUGGCUCCUUCAGGUGCCGUUACCACCGUCGUAACGCUGGACUUGGGAUGUCACGUGGCAUAUCCGUUCCGUCUAACCUUUCCAUGUUGGUUGGAGACUCUAAUUCUGGCUCUCCUAAGUGAUCAUCAAUAUAUAAUGUGCUUUCUUUCUCAUCAAUUUAUAUUCCUCGUAUGUGUCUGUGUAUAUACCAACAAAGAAAAAUGCAUAAGUAGAUAAAUCUCUGGAUAUUCACUUUGCUGUUUGCACAAAUGAAAUAAAUUCAAGUGUCGUGAUU